AUGAGUGAAAUUCAACCAAAAACAGAAGUUCCACCAAAAACAGUUGAAGAAGAAGAGGAAUCAGAUGAUGAAGAAGAUAACACAAAAGUAACUGAAGGAGGUAAUCCAACAGGUGGCGAAGGUGCAGCAAAAAAAAAGAAAAAGAAAAAUAAAAAGAAGAAGAAGGCAGCACCAGUUGCAAGUGCAGCAGAUAUUAUUGAUUCUAAACCAAUUCCAUCUGGUUUAGUUCAAACUAAUCCACCAACUAUUCCAGUUUCAAAACAAUUUUCAAAUGGUGUUUACCCAAUGGGUGAAAUUCAAGAAUAUAGAGAUAGUAAUUCAUAUCGUACAACAUCAGAAGAAAAAAGAUUAGAAGAACGUAUUCAUGCAAAUAUUUAUAAUGAUGUACGUAGAGCAGCAGAAGUACAUCGUCAAGUUAGAAAGUAUGUUCAAGGUAUUGUUAAACCAGGAUUAGGAUUAACAGAAUUGGUAGAAAGUUUAGAGAAUGCAUCAAGAACUUUAAUUGAAGCAGAUGGAUUGAAAGCAGGUAUUGCAUUUCCAACAGGUGUUUCAUUGAAUCAUAUUGCAGCUCAUUUCACACCAAAUACAGGCGAUAAGACCGUUUUGAAAAAGGAUGAUGUUUUAAAGAUUGAUUUUGGUACACAUGUCAAUGGUUAUAUCAUCGAUUGUGCAUUCACUGUGACAUUCGAUGAGAAAUAUGAUAAAUUAAAAGAUGCAGUACGUGAAGCCACCAACACUGGUAUCUAUCACGCUGGUAUUGAUGCACGUCUCGGUGAGAUUGGUGCUGCAAUCCAAGAGGUUAUGGAAUCCCACGAAAUCGAACUCAAUGGUAAAACCUACCCAAUUCGUUCCAUUCGUAAUUUGAAUGGUCAUUCAAUUCGUCCAUACGUCAUUCAUGGUGGUAAAACCGUACCAAUCGUUAGAGGUGGUGAAAUGACAAAAAUGGAAGAAGGUGAAUUUUAUGCAAUCGAAACUUUUGGUUCCACUGGUAGAGCUCAAGUCAUUGAGGAUUUGGAAUGUUCUCAUUAUAUGAAAACCGAUUAUCAAACCACUGUUAGAUUACCAAAAGCAAAACAACUCUUACAAUAUAUCAACAAAAAUUAUGAUACCCUUUGUUUCUGUCGUCGUUGGUUAGAUAGAGCAGGUGAAGAUAAACAUAUAUUGGCUUUAAAUAAUCUUUGUGAUUUAGGUAUCAUUCAACGUCAUGCACCAUUAGUUGAUUCAAAAGGUUCUUAUGUUGCUCAAUAUGAACAUACUUUAUUAUUAAAACCAACUGCAAAAGAAGUUUUAUCAAGAGGUGAUGAUUAUUAA
Molecule: messenger RNA, 1311 nt
Organism: Dictyostelium discoideum AX4
Lineage: Eukaryota; Evosea; Eumycetozoa; Dictyosteliales; Dictyosteliaceae
Gene: metap2
Product: methionine aminopeptidase 2
Exons: 2
Coding region: 1-1311 (436 amino acids)
Biological process (GO): proteolysis
Cellular component (GO): cytoplasm
Molecular function (GO): initiator methionyl aminopeptidase activity; metal ion binding; metalloaminopeptidase activity
Source: RefSeq, a predicted model, not a curated record